GGAGUUGCUAACUGUGGACUGAGGGAUUUGAUUUUUGCUUGGGUGUCCAAGGAGAGGGCCUUCUAGUUAUUGGCUUGCUAGGUUGGAGGAAAUUCAUACUUAAAUUAGCGUGAAUACCAUCUUGCUCUUCAGCUAGCCUAACUAGGUACGGGGUAGAACAGACAUGGCAGACUGGAAAAUGCCAGUGAGUUACAACUACAACCCGUCUUACCACGCUUAUGCCUACGGUUUAAUGUACCCUCAAGGACCCGAGCAAACUCCUCCGACCAUGGGCUGGGCGGAGGCCGCGUACGGACCGACAGCUGGGGUCACUGGCAGCUUCUACUCCUCCCAGGCUCCAUCGCAGUCCCCACCUGGCAGUCCGGAAUGCCCCACCAACAACACUAACGGACAUUACCCGAGCUCGGUCGUGUACUACGCGGAUUCGCAGUCGCACACGCAGAACGGGCGUCUUUUCCUCUCGCAUAACCGCGUCCAUUACGACCAACAAGCGAAGGACCAGGACCAAGCUGGUACAGGGAGCGACACGCUAAGCGACUCGGAGGCCCACACCCCAGAUUCUUGGAGCUCGGGUAGCAGUCGAGAGGGAGGCGCCCCCCCAACCGACCUCGACCUCCCUCCCUGGAUCAAAAAAGAGCGGGCAUAUGCGUUGGAGAAUGGUAGCCCCAACGGCGGUGAAGUUCUUUCCAGCUCCCUCUUGGUGACUGCGGAGGAGCCGACGAAUUUGAACGCGGGGGGAGACGAAGUGCCAGCACUGUCCGUUCCGUCUCCGUCCGAGCAGCUGCCGGCGCAGCCCCGCAAAGCCAAAGCCCGUACCGCGUUCUCUGAAGGUCAGAUGAACGCGCUUACUGACCGCUUCAACGUUCAGAGAUACCUCACGCCAGCAGAAAUGAAGACUCUAGCAGGGUUGACUGGGCUUACGUACAAGCAGGUGAAAACCUGGUUUCAGAAUCGCAGGAUGAAACUCAAGAGACAUCAGAAAGAUAACAGUUGGGUGUCAGAGAGGUACAUUACGGCAGGGAUUUCAAAUGCAUCAACCCCACAUUCUCAGUUCCAGGUAGAUGCUCCAAUACUGAACCAUGAACUUUUUACCAACCCGCAGUUCAGAGAUGCUGUCUUCAAGAAAAGCCCCCAACAAAUGCAGUCCUUCUAUCCCAGCUACUCUCGGCCUCUCUCCCCUUCCCAAGUGUCCACUAGGCCUCAGGGAAACUGGCCUUUGCCCCCAGUUGUGACGCACUACGAGUUCCCCAACCCCUCUAGUUAUGUGCCAGUUAGUGGAAAUGGUGACUGUGGAAGUGUUGUUGACCCAGGCAGCAACCCUACACAACUGGCCACAGUGCACAGUGCCACCCAGUGGUCCUCUUAAGCAGUUGUGCUUAGCUGUGAGUUAGAGGCACAUGUAAAUAGUUUUAGCUUUUGGUUGUAGACCAUACAUGUAAAUAGCUGUGAUCCAAGGAACUUAUUGUAGAUGCUGCUUUUUGUUCCUCUUAACUCUGCUUGCUGCAUGCUAUCAAUUGCACAACCUUUUUUUUUUUUUUUUUUUUUCCCCCUUUUUAUGAACAGGAAGUUUUUAAUCUAGUUUUUAUCCCGAAGCUCUAUUUUUGUAAGUUCAGUGAACCAUCCAAAGUAUUUAAUUUUUUUUUUUUAGAUAGCCUCACUUUCUUUUGAUGCUUGACAUGAGUGUUGGUGUGUGACAGCAAUGUGACAAGUUCAUUCCAUCAGAUGUAUAUAAUAUGCUUCUAUGCAAGGCACUGUUCCACAUCUGUCAGCAGAGGAUCAAUACUGCACUAGAUUGUAUACUGUUUCAAAUUAUGUACCAUAUGAAUUGUAUGAUUGCUUUGUUGAGCAUUUGCUUUCCAAAUGUUCCUGUGCUCCACUGCUCAAGAUAUUCUUGUUCUUUGACCCCUAUCUUUCAAACUGUAUCUUUUGAAACCCUACACUAUUGUGUAGAAUAAAUGUUCUUGUGUCGCUGAAAUGGCUUUUAUU
Pygocentrus nattereri (red-bellied piranha) is the source of this 1986-nucleotide messenger RNA. RefSeq names its product nanog homeobox (gene nanog). Lineage: Eukaryota; Metazoa; Chordata; Actinopteri; Characiformes; Serrasalmidae. Gene Ontology annotation, molecular function: DNA-binding transcription factor activity, RNA polymerase II-specific; RNA polymerase II cis-regulatory region sequence-specific DNA binding. The coding region runs from base 164 to 1366 and encodes 400 amino acids. Gene Ontology annotation, biological process: regulation of transcription by RNA polymerase II. The record is from RefSeq and is a predicted model, not a curated record. The transcript is spliced from 4 exons.